Molecule: messenger RNA, 1847 nt
Organism: Neocloeon triangulifer
Lineage: Eukaryota; Metazoa; Arthropoda; Insecta; Ephemeroptera; Baetidae
Product: enolase-phosphatase E1-like
Exons: 9
Coding region: 311-1369 (352 amino acids)
Source: RefSeq, a predicted model, not a curated record
CAUUCGCUUUAGACGCAGAACAGAAAGCCGGCGUACUGUACACGCGAGAGGUCCGAGUGGAACGUCAAACCACCGCUUGUUUAGCGUUUAAUACGAAUUUAGUAACAGAACUCGAGCUACCGAGUGUGGUGAUAGUUGAGGUCGGUAGAGUGAUCAUCGCUUUGCGCCAUCAACAAGCACGGAUAUCAGUUGGAUGCCGCAGAAUCUGACCUGCCAAUAGUUCGAGAUCGCGAGUGGAGCGACCCUUACAACCGUCCUCAGUCAAUAAUUUAAUCGCCCCAGCGAAGCAUCUUAUAAAACAGCCGGCGCCAUGGGUAUGGGACAGAGCAAACGAUCCGUCGACAUCACAGCCACCCCGAAGAAGGGCGAGGGCGAGAAUGGCGUUGUCGGCAAGGUGGCCGACGAUGGCUCCGAGUUGGUCGGCAAGGUUGAGAAGAUUGUAGACAACGACGAGAACAAGGCGCCGAACGGCACCACCCCACACAAUGGACACGCUGAAGAACCGAAGGAGAACGGUGAGGUUGAAAAGGGUGUGGCUCCUGCGGCCAAGGCCGAAGACGACUCCUUGCCCGCUGAUGCCGCCGAAGCUGUUCCCGUCGAGAAGCAAAAUGGCACCAACGAAGAGGAGGCCUCUUCUUCCAGUCCGGAAAAGCCCAAGAAGGAAAAGAAAAAGAAGAAGUUCAGCUUCAGAUCCAUCAGCUUCUCGCGCAAGGACAAGAAGGAGGUGAAGAAGAAGGAGAAGGAGGCUACCCAGGAGGAGGCCGGAGACUUGAAGGAGGAGGCCCCCAAGCAGGAUGCCGAGAAGAAGCCCGAGGAAACCAAGGAGGUCGAAAAGACAGAGGAGAAGUCCGGAGAAGAAGUGCCACCCCCUUUGCCCACCACCCCUCCUCCUGCUGAAGAACUUGCCGUGCCAGCUGUUACUGUCCAGCCUGCCACCCCUGUCUCUGCUGCCGUUGCAGAAAAGGUUGAGGAGAAGGUCGAAGAGACCCCUGUGACGGAAACCAAGGAGCCUGAGGUUGAAUCAACACCUGCACCUGCCGAGGAGACUCACGAAACCGCUGCCGAGCCCGAGAAGGUGGCCGAGCCAGUUGAGGAAAAGAAGGAGGAGGCGCCUGCUGCUCCCGAGCCCACUCCUGCCGAGCCUGAGGUCGUAGCUGAGCCUGCCCAAGAGCCGGCCGUUGUUGCUGCCGAACCAGAGGUCAAGGCUGAGGAGGAAGUUACUGCUGCCCCUGCUGAAGAGGAGAGCCAAGAGAAGAGCGAGGAAACUCCUGAGGCCGAGGCGAAGGCAGCUGAGAGUGAACAGGUCGAAGAAGACGGAGAUGCCCCAGAAGCAGACCAGCAACAAGCAGAAGAAAAAGCGGAAGAAUAAGAAGUAAAUUGGUUCUUCGUCUUGGGGCUAGAAGAGAAGAUUUCUGCUUCAAGUGAACCCCCUCCUUAUAUCAUUGGACUUUGAAUAAUAUUAAUGAAGAUGGUCGAUUCUUAAUUUUUAUUUUGUGCCCAUAUCUCUCUCUCUUUACCAGCAUACUUGCAUUCAGGGGCCACGUUAAUAAAUUUUUACCUAGAACUGUAAGGAGGAGUAAAAAUUUGAAUACUCGCAAUCGAUGAUUUGUCAUUUAGCAAGUAAUGCAAAAACUCUUUUGACAAGCAAAAUUUCAAACAACAGUGAAAACGAUGAUUGUAAAACUGUCUGCUGCUGAGCUCAAGCACUGUAAUAAAGCCAAUAACAGGAAGGUGUCUUUAAGGAUGACUCUCGUUGUUACUGGACUGGCAAUAUUUUUUCAUGUUCUUUCUCCCAUGAGUUGUAUAAAUUUCUUUUCUGGAUAAUAAAUAAGUGCUUUGUCAAUAAA